Phragmites australis (common reed) is the source of this 2254-nucleotide messenger RNA. RefSeq lists its product as uncharacterized. The record is from RefSeq and is a predicted model, not a curated record. The transcript is spliced from 3 exons. Bases 585 to 1868 code for a protein of 427 amino acids. NCBI's taxonomy places the organism in Eukaryota, Viridiplantae, Streptophyta, Magnoliopsida, Poales, Poaceae.
AGAGGCAGAGGCAGAGGCAGAGGGUGUGUCCGUCUUUCUUGCCCUCCACCACUGGUUGCUUGCUUACUCGCUGUAACGACGGACAAGAAAUUCCCCUUCCUUCCUCCCUCCUCUCACCUUUCCUUUCUCUCAUCUCCCCCUCUCGGCUCUUCCUUCCUUGCUUCCUUGCUUGCUUGUAGUAACCCUACUUUGCUUCCUUGCUUGCUUGGAGUUGGUUUUGUUUUGUCCGGGGGAGAAGGCCUUCUCCCUUUAUUUGAUGUGAUUGCGAGCCAUCGAUUCCAAAUCUUUGGUUUUGUUUGCUGCUCCGUACCCUACUAAUCUGAAUUGUAACCGAUCCUUCCACGCUCCGAUCAGGUUCUUCUUCUUCAGCGUGAAAGGUCCAUCCACCUCGGUUCACACCACACGACUUGAAACCCAAGGCUGAUUUGAUCUCUUUGGUUUGGUGGAAGUGAUCCAGACUCCGGGGUUACAUCGAUUAAGCAGACUGAACCAUGUUUCUUUCAUAUACAAGUUUAGAUCUCAUAGGUCAGGUGUGAUUUGAUUUUUCGAGUGGAAAGGAUCGUGUGCUUGCUCCUUGUUGCUAGAUGCAGAGUACGGGCGAGAUGAGGCCUGUGCACAACACUGUCGAUACAGUGAACGCGGCCGCCGCCGCCAUUGUCACGGCGGAGAGCCGCACACAACCUCCCGCAGAGCCGCGAAGGAAAUGGUCUGAUCGGUUGAGCAUGUACUUCUGCUUUGGAGCUCAGAAGAAUGGCCGGCGCAUCAACCAUGCUGCCCUUGUCCCGGAACCUGCACCUCAGAGGACAGAUGCACCUGCAGCAGAAAUUCCAAACCACCCACCGCCUCUGGUGUUCCCCUUUGUUGCUCCUCCACCCUCUCCUGCUUCUUUCCUCCAGUCAGAACCCACAUCUAUUGCACAAUCACCAAGGGUCGGCACUCCGACUUUUUCGUCACUCUCACCAAAUUCUCCAUCCCCCACAGGGCCACCAUCCAUCUUUGCUAUUGGGCCAUAUGCACAUGAGACACAGCUAGUCUCUCCUCCAGUCUUCUCAGCCUUCACAACUGAACCAUCAACUGCUCCUUUCACUCCUCCACCGGAAUCUGUCCAUCUGACCACCCCUUCCUCUCCAGAGGUUCCAUAUGCAAAGCUUUUGACUUCGAUCAACAACAGCAAGAAUGGUGAAAGGGGUGAUCUUCAGUCGUACCCAAAUUACCCAGAUAGCCCAAUAGGGCGUCUGAUAUCGCCAAGCCCGGGUUGUUCUGGCACUUCCUCCCCAUUCCCUGACCCUGAGACGCAGGCUUCCCCAUAUUGCGCUUUCCCCUCAUUCCCAAUUUGUGAGCCACCAAAGAUAUUGGAUGGUGAGGGCGUUGCAACACAGAAGUUGAUACCUCGCCAUAUGCGCAAUGGUGGUUCCCUUUUGGAUGGCCAUAUUACAGCAGCUGUACCAGUUGUAGACUUCUCUGCCCGACUUCAACACAAUGAUCAUGCUAUGGAUCAUCGGGUGUCAUUUGAGUUGACUGUAGAAGAUGUCGCGCGCUGCCUAGAGAAGAAAACUGCUAUUUCUGGGGAGCCUAACGCAUCAUCUUUUCGUCUUGCACCCACCAAUAAUGGUGGUCUCCACAGAGAAUCUGGUGAUACAAGGGCAGGGCUAUACGUUGACGAAACAUACCAUGACUUGCCUGAGAAAGCAAGGCGCUCGCUGUCCCUUCGCAUGGCCAAAGAAUUCAAUUUCAACAACAUUGAUGCUACCAAUGUGGAACCAACCGUCGGGUCUGACUGGUGGGCAAAUGAGAAAGUUGCUGGGAUCACAGCGGAGCCAAAAAAGAGCUGGUCCUUCUUCCCAGUAGCACAGCCAGGGGUCAGCUAACCUUUGCACUGACCAUAACCUUACAAGACGAAGGAAUGAGCUUUUGCUUCUUCUACAAUGCUCAGUUUCGCAGAUAUAACUGUGUGAGAUGCAAACUUAUGAUAAACUUGUGAUUCUUAGUGGUAAUUCGAAAUUAGAUAGUAAUUCAAUGCCCAGCUAAUAUCAUGGUAUGAACCGCAGGAUUCUGAAGUCUCUGGUUAUGAACCGCAAAACUUCUCGUGGUGUCCGGUCGGUUGUAUCUUGAAACCGGUGCUGUUUUUGUACAUAAUAAACUAGUGAAAAGGGUAGAACUCUUCCUUUCAUCGGUAUUGCCAGAGGCUGUCAGCGAUUACCCUCCGCCCCUUAUUUUCUCUGCUGCUAGCAAUCAAAUGAAAUUGUUGAUACUA